This is a messenger RNA of Lentinula edodes (shiitake mushroom), 1047 nucleotides long. RefSeq lists its product as uncharacterized. Lineage: Eukaryota; Fungi; Basidiomycota; Agaricomycetes; Agaricales; Omphalotaceae. The record is from RefSeq and is a predicted model, not a curated record. Bases 1 to 1047 code for a protein of 348 amino acids. The transcript has 9 exons. Gene Ontology annotation, molecular function: 2-oxoglutarate-dependent dioxygenase activity. Gene Ontology annotation, cellular component: cytoplasm.
AUGGCUCCCUCUGUAGCUGAGCUGAAAGGAGAAGAACUGCCCAACCCUACGGCAGGCCUGAAAGCCAAGCUGUCAUACCCAUUCUACUACCCGUAUUUCGAUGUCAGCGAAAAGUUCCCUCCCACUCAACUUUUCGAACACACCGACGCCGGUGCAAAUGCUGACCCCGCCAAACCUAAUCUCCUAACACCGAAUACCACUACUCGGAACAUAAGCCCUUACAUUGGCACUGAAAUCACUGGAGUUCAAAUAUCCCAAUUGGGCAAAGAAGGUUUAGACGAACUCGCGCUUUUCGCUGCUGAGCGGAAAGUUCUCUUGUUCAGGGAUCAAGAUUUCAAGGAUAUUGGACCCGAACGGCAGAUUGCGAUAGCUAGACACUUUGGACCCAUUCAAAGGCACCCUACUUCCGGAAAUGUCAAAGGGUAUCCAGAAUUCCAUGUCGUCUAUCGGGACCCCGAACAUGAUAUUUUCAGGGAAUACCGCGGAAGAGAUCAAGUUAGCGGCGUCAGUUGGCAUUCGGAUAUCUCGUACGAAAAACAGCCACCAAGUACCACAUUUUUCUUCAUUCUUGACCAGCCCGGUGUGGGGGGUGACACAUUGUUCCUAUCUCAAGUGGAAGCGUAUAGGCGUUUGUCACCCGAAUUCCAGAAACGCCUUGAAGGCCUCCGCGCUGUACACUCUGCAGUCUACCAAGCGGAAUUUUCUGAACGACGAGGAGGUCCUGUACGUAGGGAACCCGUGGAAACCGAGCAUCCUCUAGUCAGAAAACAUCCCGUCACAGGAGAGAAAGCGCUCUACGUGAAUCAAGGUUUCACAAGGCGUAUCGUGGGGUUCAAGAAGGAAGAGUCGGACCUCAUCCUAAACUUCCUUUUCGACCACAUCGCCAAGGGUGCCGAUUUCCAAAUCAGAGCCACGUACGCUCCGGGAACAGUGGUAGUAUGGGAUAACCGUGUCACAGCACAUUCCGCCACCGUUGAUUUCGAAAACACCAUCCUGAGGCAUGCGGUGAGGUUGACGCCGCAAGCCGAGGUUCCCAUUCCAGCUUAA